GCGAGGCGGGCCCGCGGGCGUCCGUCCGCGCGUCCGUCAUGGAGGGCAUGGACGUGGACCUGGACCCCGAGCUGAUGCAGAAGUUCAGCUGCCUCGGCACCACCGACAAGGACGUGCUCAUCUCCGAGUUCCAGCGGCUGCUGGGCUUCCAGCUCAACCCGGCCGGCUGCGCCUUCUUCCUGGACAUGACCAACUGGAACCUUCAAGCAGCUAUUGGCGCCUAUUACGACUUUGAGAGCCCCAACAUCAGUGUGCCCUCGAUGUCCUUUGUUGAAGACGUCACCAUAGGGGAAGGGGAGUCCAUUCCUCCUGACACUCAGUUCAUAAAGACAUGGCGGAUCCAGAACUCUGGGGCAGAGGCAUGGCCUCCAGGGGUUUGUCUUAAAUAUGUCGGGGGAGACCAGUUUGGACAUGUGAACAUGGUGAUGGUGAGAUCGCUAGAGCCCCAGGAGAUUGCGGAUGUCAGCGUCCAGAUGUGCAGCCCCAGCAGAGCAGGAAUGUAUCAGGGACAGUGGCGGAUGUGCACUGCUACGGGACUCUACUAUGGAGAUGUCAUCUGGGUGAUCCUCAGUGUGGAGGUGGGUGGACUGUUAGGAGUAACGCAGCAGCUGUCAUCCUUUGAAACGGAGUUCAACACACAGCCACAUCGCAAGGUAGAAGGAAACUUCAACCCGUUUGCCUCUCCCCAAAAGAACCGACAAUCAGAUGAAAACAACUUAAAAGACCCUGGGGGUUCCGGGUUCGACUCGAUCAGCAAAAACACAUGGGCUCCUGCUCCUGACCAAACCGAGCAAGAUGAGAAUAGACUCUCACAGAACUCUGUAAAUCUGUCCCCCAGCAGUCACGCAAACAACUUAUCAGUAGUGACUUACAGUAAGGGGCUCCAUGGGCCUUACCCCUUCGGCCAGUCUUAAACCAGUGUCAGCAAGAAGAAAACUUCACAAAAGACAGAAGGCCUGACUUUGGGGGUGCGGUGGGGAGGAAGGCAAGGGGUUCCUGUGCAUCGCAGACCAUCUGGCCCAGACCCCUGGCUCCAACCCCCUCACCCCAUCCCGGAAGAAGAGGAAGAAGACCAGACUAGUUUUGAGUAAACGCAGUGUGCAUGUGUGAGUGCUGAAUCGCAGGAAUGGUGUUGAGGCUCCCAAGAAGAGAUCCAUGCAGCCACCUUGGGUUCUGCUUAUUAGAUGCCAGUACGACCAGUCCUUAGGUCACUCGGGAAGGGGAGAACAGCGCAACAGUCGCAGCAGGGGGGAAAUAAGCCAUCUUUUUCAACAAAAUUUAUUUUUUUUGCCUACAGACAGGUUGUAGUCUGGAGCACAUGUUAAUUUUCCCCUUCUGCCCAACUCUCACGUUUAUAGCUAAGGGAUAGCAAACCCUUUAGACACUAGCAGUUUGCUCUGAGUGUGCUUCUUGGGAGGCGCCUGUGUGGGGUGUUGGGGGCAGGGAGCCCUGCGGGUCAGUGCCGCUGGUGGGUGGGCAGACACGUGUGGCUCCAGAUGCCUUUGACCUCGUUUGUUUUGAACGGCAUCAGCCAAUAUGGCGCCCCCUUUUCUUCCUCUCCCCCUCUGAUCUGUUGAUUUACACCCUUGACAUUUGUAUCCAUCACCCCUGUGGCUUGUUACCCUCCAAAACCUCUCUGAAGACCAAACUGCGCUGCACGGCCACAAGAGGAGGCCGUGAGCACAGAGCAUGGCUCCUGUUUGUUCCCCUUCCAGGCCCGCUCAUGCCCCUCCGGGUCCACAAUCUGCGAAUCCCCAAUCCCCGCUGGUGUUGAGUGUGGCCUCUUUGGUGGCCCUACAGCGCCCUGCUUCACCCCCCUUCACUUGUCCUUCGUGGUGUUUUCACGGCCUGUUCGCAAAGGUGGAACUAUGAAGGGAUGAGAUUACUGCCCCAGAUGGAGGGUGGGGAGGGUUGCAAUGGGGCUGAGUCAUGGCCAUCGGCACCCCAACC
Messenger RNA from Suncus etruscus (white-toothed pygmy shrew), 1950 nucleotides. RefSeq names its product inflammation and lipid regulator with UBA-like and NBR1-like domains (gene ILRUN). The transcript is spliced from 5 exons. The coding region runs from base 39 to 914 and encodes 291 amino acids. Gene Ontology annotation, molecular function: ubiquitin binding. Gene Ontology annotation, biological process: macroautophagy. Gene Ontology annotation, cellular component: phagophore assembly site. Lineage: Eukaryota; Metazoa; Chordata; Mammalia; Eulipotyphla; Soricidae. The record is from RefSeq and is a predicted model, not a curated record.